Messenger RNA from Prunus armeniaca (apricot), 666 nucleotides. The record is from the annotation of a GenBank genome assembly. Lineage: Eukaryota; Viridiplantae; Streptophyta; Magnoliopsida; Rosales; Rosaceae.
AUGGGGCAGAAGGCGCUGAUCUACGCGUUCGUAGCACGAGGCACUGUGAUUCUGGCAGAGUACACGGAAUUCAGCGGCAAUUUCAACUCCAUAGCGUUUCAGUGCCUCCAGAAGCUUCCCGCUACCAACAACAAGUUCACUUACAACUGCGAUGGCCACACCUUCAAUUACCUCGUCGACAAUGGCUACACGUAUUGUGUGGUUGCAGAUGAAUCAUCUGGAAGACAAGUACCUAUUGCUUUUCUGGAGCGUAUCAAAGAUGAUUUUGUUUCAAAAUAUGGUGGUGGAAAGGCUGCUACAGCCCCUGCCAACAGCCUUAACAAGGAAUUUGGGUCAAAAUUGAAGGAACAUAUGCAGUACUGUGUUGAUCAUCCUGAAGAAAUAAGCAAGCUUGCAAAGGUGAAGGCCCAGGUUUCAGAAGUUAAAGGUGUUAUGAUGGAGAAUAUUGAAAAGGUUUUAGAUAGAGGGGAAAAGAUAGAGCUUCUGGUUGACAAGACUGAGAACCUUCAUCAACAGGCACAGGACUUCAGAAAUGUUGGGACGAAAAUGCGGAGGAAGAUGUGGCUGCAGAACAUGAAGGUGAAGCUGAUUGUUUUGGGAAUCCUGAUCGCACUAAUCCUUGUCAUAAUCCUCUCCGUUUGCCAUGGUUUCAACUGUGGAAAAUGA